Messenger RNA from Ctenopharyngodon idella (grass carp), 7962 nucleotides. RefSeq names its product replication timing regulatory factor 1 (gene rif1). Bases 207 to 7655 code for a protein of 2482 amino acids. Gene Ontology annotation, cellular component: nucleus. The transcript is spliced from 36 exons. NCBI's taxonomy places the organism in Eukaryota, Metazoa, Chordata, Actinopteri, Cypriniformes, Xenocyprididae. The record is from RefSeq and is a predicted model, not a curated record. Gene Ontology annotation, biological process: telomere maintenance.
CGUCGGGUUGAAGGUGACGCUUCAGUCGCGCGUCAUGUUUGGCGCCAGCAUUUUCGCGGGGAGCGAGGAGUGGAAAGACGCAGCGCAGUCUUGAUAGCUUAUAAACACUGUUGUAUAAACUCCUCCGAAUUCUUUGAUAUACAUCGUGUGUCGAUGAUAUCGCCUUCAGUGGUUGUUAGCGUGUCCUCAGGCGCGAGGUUGUGAGGAUGAUGGCUGCAGUACCACUAUCUAGUGCUAGCCUCCUUCCUCUUCUGGAGUGUCUGGAAGAUGAAGCAGCUGGGCUGUCAGAGCAGACAGAUGCCUACAUCACCAUCGCAAACCGUCUCAAUGGAGAGGAAGGGCGUCAGUUUCUGCCUGUGGUUGUAAAGCAUUUUGCACGUCUUAGUAAAGUCCUUUUGGUUCAUAUCUCCAGUGAGAACGAGGAGCUGUGUCAAGCUGCACUGCAGGCUUUGGGAUUCUGUGUCUUCCACUCACUCAUUGUUUCAGUCAUACCAGCAAAUAUUUCAGAAGAUAUACUGUCUACGCUCUGUAAUGUUGUGGUCAAAUCCAAGGAGAAGUUUACGUGUACGCGAGCAUUAUGGGUGAUUUCAAAACAGAAUUUUCCGCCAGAGGUGGCAUCCAAAAAGGCCCCAGAGAUUCUCAAGAGUCUAGAGGCCAUGCAGACCCGAGAGGUUCAGUCGAUCCUCAUUGACCAUGAGUCCCUCAAUGUCGUCAUAAGGUUGCUGGAGCAGGCCCCCUCUCAGAUGGCUGCUGGAGCUGUGUGCUGGGCCAAGCUGGUUAUUCCUCUCGUGGUUCACUCAGCAAAUAAAGUGCGCUUGCGUGCAGCAGCAGCCCUGGAACUGGGCUUGCCUCUUCUUCUGGAGAAACAGCAGGAGGUGGCAGCUAUUGUAGAGCCAAUGAUGUCCUCUAUGCUCAUCCCUGAAAUGCAGAAGCUGUUUGCCUCUAAGAAUGAGACGAAUAUGCUGAAGCUCUGGCCCUUGUUUGUGAAACUUCUGGGGAAGUUACUCCACAAAGGCGGUGCUUUUAUUAAUUCCUUGCUGUAUUUAGAGGAGCUGGGUUUCCGCAACUCUUCUCCUAAUAUUAAGAAGAUUGCUUUCAUAGCUUGGAAGAGCCUCAUUGACAAUUUUGCCCUUAAUCCAGAUAUCCUGUGCAGCAGUAAGCGCCUGAAGCUCCUCAUGCAGCCCCUCAGUUCCAUCCAAGUCAGGACUGAAGCUCUUCUGCUCACCAAGCUGGAGGUGUGGUGGUAUCUCGUAGUCAAGCUCGGACCCAACCUGUCCACUAACUUUGAGCAGGUUGGCGUGCCUCUACUGCACAGCACACUUCCUCCUGAUCCUCCACUGCAGUCCCCGACUACACCUGCUCGAACACCUAACCCAAGCAAUGGCACCCCUAAUACACCUAAAACAGGCGUUCCCUCCUGCAGCACGCCGAGCACUACUCCUCGCAUCAAUCUGAACAGCAGUAUGCAGUCGCCUCAGUCCUACCGCUCCAUUCAGCUCCUGGGACUAGAGAUGCUUCUGCACUGGCUCGUGGGUCCAGAGGUCACGGCCAUAGCUCCUAAAGAAAAUCUUCAACUCAGCCUGGAGCCCCUGACACACCCGCUCCUCACCAGCCCUUCCUUCUUUAGCAGACAUGCCUCUACCCUCAUAUCAGCCACCAGAGAAGGCUUCAUUACUGUGGGAAAACAUGCUCCAGAAGUACUACUUAAUCUCAUUUGGAGCAACCUGAUCGGUUCUGUCAGCGCAGCAAUAGAAGCUGGUAAUAAGAAGGAACGACAGGGUUCAGAGGUCCUUACGCUUCUCCUACAGGCUCUGCAGUCCAUCUUGUCCUCAGAUGCUCUGCCUGCUGAACGUGAACUGCUUUUGUUGGAAGCCACCAUUAAAGGAAUCCCUCAGAAGGUGCUUGGUUCUGCAGCUUAUCAAGUGGCAAACAUGGAUGUGUUGAACGGUACACCUGCACUUUUCCUUAUAUUGCUAUUCUAUAAAAGUAACCAGCUUUCAUCAUUUCUUGAAGAUGAGAGGUUUUUCUCAAGCCUGGAGACCCUUGUGAGCUGUGGGUUUUGUGGACCUACAUCGCCCCUUGCAUUUGGAGAGGCUGUUUUAGGAGCAGUUAGUGGGAGGGUGGAGGAUGUUAAGAACAAAAAACAACUCUGGAGGAUGUGGAGUGUGGUGGUAAACCCUCUGACGGACACCAUCACUCAGACCAAUGAAGUGAAUCAAGGAGACGCUCUGGAGCAUAACUUCAGUGCCAUUUACAGUGCCUUGAUGUUUCCAGUCUUUCAUCUCCUGCCUGGUUCAGCCCUACCCCAGGUCACUCAGAAGGCCAUGAUCAGUACUUGGUCCAGGCUUUACAAGGCAUUUGCCCGCUGCUCAGCUUUGGUAGCCACAGCGGAGGAGAACAUAUGCUGUGAAGAGCUGUGUGCCAAGAUCUCUGCCUCUCUUGACAGUGAUUCUCUGAAAAGUCUGUCUAUGCUAGAUGCAAUAGCAAAUAUCUUGCUGAUCAUCAUUGAGAGUAUUGACUUCUCUCCUUACACCCCACAGUUUCAGCAGAAGAUGAAAUCUCCUCAUACACCUUUGAGUUGGGUACGCAAGAGAAGCAAAGCUCUGGGGAAUCUCUCGACCUUCCACACUCUCCUGAUGCAGACUCUAGAUGCAUUUCUUUCUGUGGACCCCUCAGAAGAAUCUGUAGAGCCCACCUGUGGAGCUUUAAAUGGACUUGGCUUGACAGUGGUCUCUAUCUUGUCUACUCUUUUCACUAAUAUCACAUUGCCCACGUUCAUACAAGAGGUGCUGUUCACCCUCACCAAACCACUUGCACAACUUUAUGAACGAUUCUCCAGUUAUGAUGAACCAUCAAAGCCCAGUGCAACACUCGGACACAAGUUGGAGAAACUAGCCACAGACCUGCUUGGCUGUCUUCAGACACAGCUGACUCUGCACAAUGAUGAGAUGAUUGCUGUGUUGUCACCCUUGCUCUGUGUGCUUUUUCCGCACAAGAGCAAGCAAAUUCGCACCGUGGUCACUCAGUUCUGGAAUGCCACCUUUGGAAAAGCACUCACCUUGACUUACCCUGAGCCUCUUAAGUCUGUUUUAAGUCAGGCUAAGCAGAAAACUCCAUUGAUUUUACCUGGUUUUGAAGCCGUUGAUGCUCCAGAUGAUUGCAGUGGACAGUAUACGGGUGAGAGUUCUCAACUGGACCCACAAAUUAGUGGGGUGAAGAUGACCUCUGUUGGAAAGAGGGACUCUCUUCUGGCGAGGGCAGAAGAGCUUAAAGGAAGAGGCUCUGUACCUGUAGCAAAGCCAGUGUCUAUGAAGUUGGAUUUUGGAUCACCCAAGCCCUUGAAUCGAGAAGCUAUUGAGGAGGAGGCAUCAGUAGAUUUUGUUUUCAUUCCACCUGAGACAAAGGAGAGAGUGCUGACUGAGCACCAGAAAGAGGUCAAAAGGACUAAACGGGUUGACAUUCCUGCUCUCUAUAAUAAUUUGGAUGCCUCACAGGACACCAGUGUCUUUUCACAGUAUACUCAGAGUCAGGAGGAGUCCAUGGACAAAUUGACGAAAGAUGAAAGGGAUCAACCUGAGGAAGAGCCUAAGGUUCACCUGAAGGAGGUUACCACAAGUGAAGAACCAUCCACAGAUGUUAAAGUAACCCAAGGCACCACAUCAGACACACCAGAGAAAUCUAUGCCAAAUAAAGCUCAAACUUUAGAGAACGAUCGUUCUCCAUCCAGUGGCAUCUCAGUUGAUGUGAGUGGGCACGAGAAAAGUGGACUAGAGGGGACCAGCCCUAAUGUAUCGAGUUCAUCUGAUAUGAUAUCUGGUACACCUCCUAAACCCAACAGCAGACGUCAAUCGUUCAUAACGUUAGAGAAAUAUGUUGAAGGGAAAUCAAGUCCUGCAAGUGUUGCAUUUACGGGUCCACCAAUCCGGAAAUCAAGUAGACUGGAUUCUUCAAAGUCUUUGGAAUGUACUCCAAAUGACUCACAGAAUCAGACUACAAAAGAGGACUCUCAGAAAUCUCAAAACAUAAGCAGCACUGACCCAUCUGCUCAAAAUGAGAAAGCAAGGGAAGAGGACAAAGAUGGGAUUAAGUCAACAGGAGGUCAUCCUUGUGAAGGUACUGAUGAAGAGGAUUUGGUACCCGAUACCCAGACCCAAGUAUCUAGUGAAGCAUCGGGUGUUAAGAGCAGUCCUGUGUCCAAAGCCAGCGUGGAGGAACAAGACUCGCCUGAAAAAGAUUCACAGAGUUUUGCUGAUUCUCAAUCUAGUCAAGAACCAAGAAGGUCGAGCAGACGGCGGAGUAAACCGGUUCGCCCAGGGGAAGAUCCAGGGGAGGUGAAAGGCAAAGAACAUGUCAAUCAGGUUGCAGACUCAACAAUGACAAACACACAGAAGUCAGUACUUGCACCACCAAGUAGCACGUUGACUGGAAGGAGGAGAAGUAAGGUUCUAGAGGACACUAAAGUUGAAGGUGACCAGCAGAAAAGUAAAGGAAUGAAAAGCCAAAGUGUUUCACAGAUUUUCUCUGCAGAGUCUUCACAGGCACUUCCACGGGCAAGCCAAACUCAGUCCUCUCCCCAGAGUUCACCUGUAACUCAGUCGGAUAGCCAAAGCAGAGAGAGACUGCCAACUCUCAAUGAGUCUGAGGGGCUGUCACUGGGUAGACUGACGAAGAAGACUAGAACACAACUUGAUGAAUCCACAGACAAGGAGGCAGAUGAGAACUCUGAAAAUGAUCCUCAAAAUGCUGCAUCUUCUUUAAAAAAGAGACAUUCACAGACACCUCUUUCUGAUUCUGAGGCUGAUAGCCAGCAAACUGUCCGAACGCGAAGAACAAGGAGAUCUGAAUCCCAGUUACUGGAGAUGUCUGGUUUGCAGACCAAAGAAGAUUUGAGUCAGACAGACUCCCAAACAGUGACAAUGGUGAAGGGAAGAGCUAUGAGAAGGAGAACUGCAGAAGAAGAGACAGACUCUAGCAGAGAUGUUACAUCAACUGUAAAUGCUGAUGAGUUAAGUGCGAGCCAAGAUUCCUCUCAAGGGCUUGGUAGAUACAGAACUCGACGAUCUAAAGGCUUGUUGACUACCGACAACACAGAGUCUGAAAGCCCUGAUAGCAGAGAAGAUGGGCCAAGGCCUAAAAAGAGACUUCGGAAACCCCUGUCCACUGAGGUGCUGCCAGUUGCCACAGAACCUAAAUUUACUGAGAUGGUGCCAGACAAGGAGGAUGUUAAUAUUCAAUCAGAUGUUUCAAUAGAGAUGGCACAGGAUGAGGCAGAUCUGAAACCUGAAACUAGUUUGGGAAUUUCAGUCAGUGAGACCAAAGAAGAGCAAGACGAUAAAGAGGUCCUUGCCCCUGUUAGUCAGCCACAUGAACCGAUUAGCUCUGAAAUAGUUGAGAUAGAAUUGAAAACUGAUACAGAUGAAAAAGAGAUCAUCUGUGAUAAGGGAGAGGGUGAAGAAGCAAAUUCAUUUUCACAAGCUGGAUCAGAAGAUUUAAAGACUGAUGGUUUGCGUAAAUGCCCACAUACCAGGGGACGGGGACGUGGACGUAGACGAUCUAGGAGCUGCAACUGCUUUUUAAACAUCCAGGAGGUGUUCUCACAAAACAGUGACUUUCAAGAAUCACAGGAUCUGAAAAACGAGGAGGUUCCACAUGCUGUUGACACCCAAGAAUCACAGGAUCUGAAAAAUGAGCAGGUUCCACUUGCUGUUGACACCCAAGAAUCACAGGAUCUGAAAAAUGAGCAGGUUCCACUUGCUGUUGACACCCAAGAAUCACAGGAUCUGAAAAAUGAGCAGGUUCCACUUGCUGUUGACACCCAAGAAUCACAGGAUCUGAAAAAUGAGCAGGUUCCACUUGCUGUUGACACUCAAGAAUCACAGGAUCUGAAAAAUGAGCAGGUUCCACUUGCUGUUGACACUCAAGAAUCACAGGAUCUGAAAAAUGAGCAGGUUCCACUUGAUGCUGACACCAUAAACUCUCAACCUGAGCAGUCAAGCCCAACAUCCGUAUCAGAGAAAAGCAAGAGCUCAGCAAUUGCGGAUUUCCCAGAUGCUGAUGUUCAGCAUUUUUCAGACUUGCCUGCUCAACUCCUAUGUGAGGUUUCAUCUUCUGAAAGCCCCAUUACAAAGCUUGGUGUAAUUGUUUCUCAGCUGUCUGAAGCAGAGGAAGGAGCACAGCUUGAAUUAUCCAACGCAAUGGAUGAAUCAAACAAUGUGUUUGUAAAAGUCCUGGUGGUAGAGACAAAUCAGUUAGAGAGUUCUGGGUGCACAGAUAGUCCAAAGCACAACAAAGAAUUGGACAACCCUUCAGUAAGUCAAGAACCUCUCCAAAGUUCAACACCUCAAGACACAUCUCCAAGUCAAGGUCGCCCAGUGGAAGAUGCAUCUAUAUGCCAAGAGCAACUAGAGUCUUCACAUGUCCAGCAGGAGGAUGCAGUGAAGGAAAGUGAAGACCUUGCUGUUUCAGAGACGAGUGGAGAAAAGGUUGUGUUGCCAGAGGAGUCAAAUGGCAAAGAAUUACUUGACAAUAAUGUUGCUCUCAUCGAGAAGGACAAAGACACUCAGAUUGACAACCAGGCUCUUUCUGUUGAUAUACAAGAGUUGUCUGUACUACCUCAAAGUAGUACAUCUGAAGCCUGCUUAGAUUCUCCACUCAAGCCUAAACCUUUAGAUGCUCUCAGUGGUGAGCUAGAGCCUGGCCAGAGCCCGAGCAGAAACCGAUCUCGAGUAUGGUCACCAUCUGCUUCACCAUCUACCAGUAUUCUGAAGAAGGGACAGAAGAGAACAUGUGAAGAAGAUACCCCAUCCCCCCUUCAUAAGUCUCGCAGAGUGUCUUUUGCAACCCCAAUUUACCAUCAAGAACUGGCUGAUGAUAUUGAUAGACGUAGUCCGGUUAUUCGCACAAGCUCACCUAGGUCAAAAGUCUUGAGUGGACAGUCGAAGUAUAUCACUACACCCACAAAAGGCUAUUCAAGUCUAAGUCCACGUAACCUCCGUAGCCCUGGAUCCAAAAGCUCUAAAAAAUGCCUGAUUUCAGAGAUGAGCCAGGAGCCACAUCCUAUUGCUAAAGAUUGUGUUUAUCCAGCACUUGUUGGCUGCUCUACCCCUGUAGAGGCUGUUUUACCGCAGAUAUCCUCCAACAUGUGGCCUCGUGGCUUUGGUCAACUUGUUAGAGCCAGGAACAUUAAAACAGUUGGAGACCUGAGUGCUCUUACCCCUAGUGAAAUCAAGUCACUUCCUAUUCGUUCACCGAAGCUGUCCAAUGUGAGGAAAGCACUUAAAACCUAUCAUGAACAGCAGAGAAAAGGGCGUUCUGAUGACCUCAAGAGUUUUGAUGAAAUGGAGAAAAUGACAUCUGAGCCUGAAGAGAUGGAGCUUCCUCAAAACCAAGAUGAGGAGCAAACACCAGGAGAGACACAAGAUGACAAACCAUCAGAAGUGGGAAUGGAUGCAGGACCGAUGGCAGAGGAGAAAAAAUGUCAAGAUUUGCUCUCAGAUGUUGUAGCACUUGGUGGACGCUUAACUUCAGAGGAACUUGGUCGCUGUUCACCCAACCACUUGGGCCUGAUGCACGAACAUCUGAGCGGAAUGAUGAGAAGCAUUGUGACCCAUCUGCAGUCACGCUUGCUGAGAAAUCCUGAUGAUAGCUUGCCAUAAGGACAUUGAGACAUUUUUCCUGACACAAGAAUUCACUUUUAAAUUUGAAGAUUAACAGUGGACUACUCAUCCCUCAAGUUUUAGCUUAAAUUUUAGAGUAGAUGAAUUUCUAAUUAUGCUCUCUCAAAGAAUAGAGUUAAAUGGCCAAAAGUCAUUUCCAUUGCUACGCAAGUGUCUAUGUAUUUUAUUGAGUGAUUUUUAAGACUGUAAAAUUGUACUGAGAUGCCAAGGAAACUUUUUUUUUUUUCUUUUUUCUUUUUUUUUUAAAGAAAUAAAACUAUAGUAUUAAUAAAAUGUGUCUUUUCUU